AUGUACUAUGCUGCAUUAUAUACUACUCCCAGAUACAAUUAUGGCUAUUCAGGCAAGGAACCGAAUAUUUUUAAGUUCAAAAAUAUCGUAACAGUUGGCCAAAUCGUAAAUUUUGCCCUUAUCAUAUUUUAUUUCUCUAUUUGGAUACUCAUCGGAAGCGGAACUUUCGAGGGAGUCGUUUUAUAUGAAACCCCAAAAUCUUUAAUUGUCCCAAUACUAUCUGUUACUAUUAUUCCACGAAUCUUCCUGUUGGUUUAUGACAGUACGACAAAGACGGAGGAAAUUGACAAGUGUCGGAGGAAUUUAUCAAUUGGAUAUGGAGGAAUGGCGUUGUGUGGAGUUGCUGCUCAAGCGUUGACAGUGCUCAUGAGGAAUCGGAAUAAUGAGCUGCUCGCCUACUCCCUUCCCUGCAGUCUCAUCGCCCUGCUUCUAUUCCUUCUAUUCGUUUCGUUACCACUAGAAGACUACAAAAUGAAACCAGAAACCAAGCGAACCGCCCAGUUUUUGAGAAUAAUAGUUGCAAUUUUCCAUUUUGUCGUUGGAGCGCUCUUGCUACUCUUCACAUACUUCUGUUCUGAAUUUAAAGUUUUUCAAAAGGCGUCGUUUGGAAUUAUUCAUAGUUUUCUCAUGUUUAUGCCAUGUACCGCAGAAGUAUCGACGAGUACGGUAGCCAGGGUACAGUACUUACGGACUACUGUACCCAAAAAAGUGGAAAAAGUGGAAAGAAACAACUCAAAUCUUAAUAUGGAGGACGAAAAUGAGCCCAAACACUGCACUUCUCCCCUCGAGUGCUCCAUCUGCAUGCUCCGCUACACUACCACUACAGUAAUCCCCAGAAUGCUAACCGCCUGCGGGCAUACAGUAUGCCAGAGGUGUGUUGAAAAGAUGCCAAAAGAAGAAGAUGACGUCAUUUUAUGCCCAUUCUGCAGAAAACGCACUUUGUUGCCAGAUGGCCACGCCCACCGACUUCCCAAAAACUAUGCGAUAUUGGAAAUGAUAGAGGAGCACUUCUGA
Messenger RNA from Caenorhabditis remanei, 1014 nucleotides. RefSeq lists its product as uncharacterized. NCBI's taxonomy places the organism in Eukaryota, Metazoa, Nematoda, Chromadorea, Rhabditida, Rhabditidae. Bases 1 to 1014 code for a protein of 337 amino acids. The transcript is spliced from 5 exons. The record is from RefSeq and is a predicted model, not a curated record.